Molecule: messenger RNA, 3328 nt
Organism: Aedes aegypti (yellow fever mosquito)
Lineage: Eukaryota; Metazoa; Arthropoda; Insecta; Diptera; Culicidae
Exons: 5
Coding region: 295-3201 (968 amino acids)
Biological process (GO): translation; nucleobase-containing compound metabolic process
Molecular function (GO): structural constituent of ribosome; mRNA binding
Source: RefSeq, a predicted model, not a curated record
ACCUCGAGCAGCGUAAAUCCCACUUUGGCGUUUUAAAACAGACCAAACGUCAACAACGACCGAGAGAAAACCAAAAAACUGCGAAAAUUUCCAACCGUCGCUGUUUACAAGUGAUUUUUGGGGAAAAAACUGGAAAUACUGUUGAAUUGCCCCUUAAAAGUAGUGAAAUCCGUGUGCCAUAAACCGACCGAUUGUUGUGCUUAGUUUCAAGUUUUGGUUGGUGAAAAUCCGCUCUCAAACAGUGACAGUGCUCCGGGACCCGGCGUCCAGAAAAGUAAAGUAAAAGGCGAAACCAUGUCCACGAGGGCCCGGCGUGCCGCUACCAAGGCUCCCAUCGUGAUCGAAUCCGACACGGAGUCGGAACCGGAGGACAGCGAUCCAGAGGGAAUCUUCUCGAGCCCGGACCAACCGAAGAAGGUCAAAAGGGCGCCGAAGAGGCCAAGAGCUGCCGGGAGCGAUGAUUCCGACUUUGACGAGAGUAAAGUGGCUGAAUUGAAGCAUCCUGUAAAAAGGAAAGCGUUGGUCAAAGAGGCAGAAAGUCCAGCUAAAAAGCCGAAAGCUGAACCUAAGCCCAAAGCAGUGAGGAAACCAAGAGAGCCCAAAGCUCCAAAGGCGCCCAAAGAGCCCAAGGCUCCAAAGGUUCCAAAGGAACCGAAGGCCCCAAAAGCUCCGAAAGCUCCCAGAACAACGACGGGUGUGAAGCGCAGUCGAAAAAAGGCUGAGACUGCGCCCGAAGAACCGACUGAGGAAAUCGUCACAGAAGUUAAGAUUGAAGAGAAGCCGGAGGAUGUUAAAAUGCCAUUGGACUCUUCUCUGGAGAUCAUGGCUCCGGAGCUUCCGAUCAAGCCAGAACCGGUUCCAGUCAAACACGAGAUCGCCGACGAAGUCGAUACCAGGCCAAAGUACAAGAAGCGAGUUAGCAUGACGGUCCGAGACCAGUGGGAUGAUUACGAGCUUCUAGCGGAAAUGCAAAAUAUCGACCGGAGAACGGCCCGGACCAUUAUCAAAUUGUUUGAGGAGGAGAACACGAUUCCCUUCAUCUGUCGGUACCGGAAGGAGCUGAUCGGAGACAUGACUCCGGACGAUUUGCGAGACGUUAAGCUGGCGUACAAUCAGAUCUUGUCCAUCAAGUCCAAAGCCGACACCAUCAUUAAGAAUCUGGAGAAGGAAGAGAAGCUUACCGAAGAUAUUAAACAGGAUCUGCUGUGCGCCAAAAGCAUCGACGAACUGGACCACAUGUACGCUCCGUUCAAACCGGCCAAUAAGGGCUCGCUGGCUGACCGAGCGAAAGCACUCGGUUUGGACAGCUUUGCGGAGGGUAUUCUCAUUGGAAGUCUUCCGCAGAUUGAUUUGCCGGAACUGGUGAAACCGGAAGUGGAAGGACUGGAAACUGUGGAAAAGGUGGAGGAAGGUAUCAAGCAUCUGAUGGCGCACAACUUUAGCAAGAAUACGGCGGUUCUGGAGGAAAUUAGAAGACUCAUUUCAAAAUACGACAUUGUCCUAAGCUCCACUCAAAUAACCAAAACGCGAAAGGCCGAAGAAAAGGACGAAUCCAACAACAACGGUAAAGGGGCGGGCGGUAUGAAACGGAUUCCCAAAAAGGUGGACGAACACAAGUUCGAGCAUUACUUCAGCUUCACCUGCUGCACCAAGUAUCUGCGACCGCACCAGAUUAUGGCGCUCAAUCGGGGCGAGAACCAGAAGGUGCUCAGUAUUAAGCUACAGUUUAAGGACAACGUCAAGGGAGACCUGUACUGGUUUCUGAAGAAGGAGUACCUCCAGGAGGGAACGGCCUCCCGCAAGCGGACGGAAUUGUUCGAGGCUUCGUUCGACGAGGCGUUUACCAAAAAGUUGGUACCAUUGAUGAGCCGCACAGUUCGAUCGGAGCUGACCAAGCGUGCGGAGAAAGCCUCCGUCGAAGUUUUUGCCAACAAUCUCAAACAGCUGCUGCUCACCGCCCCCGUCAAGGGCGAGAAGAUCCUGGGCAUCGAUCCGGGUUUCAGCAACGGCUGCAAGCUAGCCCUCAUCUCGGAAUGCGGCGACCUGCUGGACACGGCCACCAUCUAUCCCCACAUCGGUGGCGAACGGUCCAAGGUUGCUCCGGGCAUUUUGGCCAACAUGAUGCGAAAGCAUAGCUGUGCGUUGAUUGCCCUGGGUAACGGAACAGCUUGCCGAGAAACCGAAUCCAUGCUUUCGUACAUGAUGGAAGAAGGGAUCCUGGAUAAGCGAUUCGUCCGGUAUAGCAUCGUUCCGGAACAGGGAGCAUCCAUCUACUCGUGUAGUGAGGUCGCCAAAAAGGAAUUCCCCAAAAUGGACGUUAAUUUGAUCAGCGCUGUAUCAAUCGCCCGCCGACUGCAGGACCCCCUGUGCGAGUACGUUAAGAUAGAGCCCAAGCAUCUCGGCAUCGGGAUGUACCAGCAUGACAUCAAUGAGAAAUCUCUCUCGGAAACCCUGGACGAAGUGGUGAUGGAGUGCGUGUCCUUCGUUGGCGUAGACAUCAACACCGCCUCCGUUAGCCUGCUGAGUCACGUGUCUGGAUUGACUGCCAAACGAGCCGAACAUAUCGUUUUGCAUCGAACCAAAAAUGGACCCUUCCGUAGUCGAGAACAACUGCUCAAGGUGAAGUUCAUUGGCGACAAAACCUUCACCCAAUGCGCCGGUUUCAUUCGCAUCGAACCGCUGACGGCCGGCAUUCGAGAUUACAAUCUGCUGGAUUCCACGUGGGUACAUCCGGAGAGUUACGCUCUGGCCGAAAGCAUCAUCACUAAAGCCGGCCUUUCCAACAAGGACAUUGGCCGCGUAGAUUUCAUCCUUGGAAUCCGAGACUUUGCCUAUCGUACCCCGAAAAGCGCAUUGCCAGGCAUGUUCAACCAGACCAUCGAACGGAUCGAAUGCGUCCUGUCCGCGCUGCAGCGGGAACUCCUCAGAGAUUACCGAGCUGACAUCAAUAAGCCGCCGAUGUUCAAGAAGGGGCUAACCUCGAUGUCGGACUUGGCCGAAGGAACCGUCCUAACCGGAGCGGUGAACAAUGUGACCGAUUUCGGUGCAUUCGUCGACAUCGGCGUAGAGAACAAUGGACUGAUUCAUCGAAGCAAGAUGAACGGAAUGCGUGUGAACAUUGGAGACCAGGUGGAAGUGACGGUCUUGUCGAUUGACGUUGGCAAAGGGCGGUUAGGGCUGAAGCUGGAAAAGAUUCUGUAGGCGCGCAAACCGUAAGUAGAUAUUGAACGCAUCGUGACUCAACAAGUAGGUGUUUAGUAAUAGGACUCGCAUUUUGUAACAUUGAUCAGGCAAAAAUGUUCGUUUGUUGUUGCAGUGUAGUAGAGAA